GGAGCGCCCUAGAGCAGUGUGCACGCGAGGCGCGUUCCAGUCUGACAGCACCGCGUUCCCUUCAGGAUGAAGUCUUGUGUUGUGCUCGCGUUCCUCCUGUUCUCUCUCUUCUGUCUGAUGUACCAGGCGUCAGACGCGUGCUCGUGCGCGCCGUUUCAUCCACAGGACGCGUACUGUCACUCCGACAUCGUGAUCAGAGCUAAAAUCGUGGGGAAGAAGCUGCUGAAUGAUGAUCGGUUCGGCACUCUGCGCUACACGGUCAAACAGAUGAAGAUGUACAAGGGCUUCGAGAAGAUGCAGCACGUGCAGUACGUCUACACACACAACUUCGAGAGCAUGUGUGGAGUCAAGUUCGACAUCAACAAAUACCAGUAUCUGAUCACAGGCCGGGUCCACGACGGGAAGCUGUACACGGGGCUGUGUAACUUUAACGAGCGAUGGGAGCGUCUGUCUCUGGCGCAGAAGAAGGGCAUGAACCACCGCUAUCAGCUGGGCUGUGACUGCAGGAUCAAGCCGUGCUACUCGGUGCCCUGCUUCAUCACGUCUAAGAACGAGUGUCUGUGGACAGACAUGCUGUCUCCACACUUCAGUUACCCGGGUCAUCAGUGGCGUCACUACGCCUGCGUCCAGCAGAAAGAGGGCUACUGCAGCUGGUACAGAGGAACGAGCGCUCGCGACAAGCUCCUCAUCAACACCACAGACCCGUGAAGCGCUGGUACUGCGAGCCUUCAGCAUUAACAGAUUAAACAUGAGCUCUUUUAUAGUGAUGAUGAUGUGCUGCUUUAUAAACAUGAUACGGAUGCUUGCUGUUGUUUAUGUGCGUGUGGCAGAGUUACACGCUCCAGUAUCUAUUUAUGAGUCCAGAAACACGGAGAAAUGAUUCCUUCCUUCUUGCUGUUUAUGAUAUAAAGUAUCGGAUCGUGAUUAGUAUUUUUGUAUUACUGUAAAGCAGAGAUUAUAAACGGUAGAUCGAUCACAUCUUUUCUGCAUCUAGACCGAUGACCACGUGCGUCUGAAAGGCAUUUUCUGACGGGAGAGUCGAUGUUUGACAGAUAUGAAUCCGAUAUGAGUCUGAUAUAAAUCCGAUAUGAGUCCAAAAUGAGUCUGAUAUGAACCAAUAUGAAUCCGAUAUGAUUCAGAUAUGAUUCAGAUAUGAAUCCGAUAUGAGUCCGAUAUAAAUCCGAUAUGAGUCCGAUAUGAACCAAUAUGAAUCCGAUAUGAAUCUGAUAUUAAUCAAAUAUGAGUCAGAUAUGAAUCCGAUAUGAGUCCGAUAUAAAUCCGAUAUGAGUCUGAUAUGAACCAAUAUGAAUCCGAUAUGAAUCUGAUAUUAAUCAAAUAUGAGUCAGAUAUGAAUCCGAUAUGAGUCCGAUAUGAAUCUGAUAUGAAUCAAAUAUGAGUCCGAUAUGAAUCAGAUAUGAAUCCGAUAUGAGUCCGAUAUGAAUCUGAUAUGAAUCAAAUAUGAGUCGGAUAUGAAUCCGAUAUGAAUCCGAUAUGAGUCCGAUAUGAAACCGAUAUGAAUCAAAUAUGAAUCCGAUAUGAAUCUGAUAUUAAUCAAAUAUGAGUCGGAUAUGAAUCAGAUAUGAAUCAGAUAUGAAUCCGAUAUGAGUCCGAUAUGAAUCUGAUAUGAAUCAAAUAUGAGUCGGAUAUGAAUCAGAUAUUAAUCCGAUAUGAAUCAAAUAUGAAUCCGAUAUGAAUCUGAUAUUAAUCAAAUAUGAGUCCGAUAUGAAACCGAUAUGAAUCAAAUAUGAAUCCGAUAUGAAUCUGAUAUUAAUCAAAUAUGAGUCGGAUAUGAAUCAGAUAUGAGUCCGAUAUGAAACCGAUAUGAAUCAAAUAUGAAUCCGAUAUGAAUCUGAUAUUAAUCAAAUAUGAGUCGGAUAUGAAUCCGAUAUGAGUCCGAUAUAAAACCGAUAAGAAUCAAAUAUGAAUCCGAUAUGAAUCUGAUAUGAAUUCGAUAUGAAACCGAUAUGAGUCCGAUAUGAAUCAAAUAUGAAUCAGAUAUGAAUCCGAUAUGAAUCUAUGAAUCAGAUAUGAAUAGGGCGCUUCAUUCCUGCAUCGCUGCUGCUUUAGUCUCAGCCUCGGACGCAUGUUUUUAGAUCAUGUUAAUAUUCUGUCUGUAACACAAACAUCUGACUCUCACUGAACGCUCGUGUGUGUGUGUGUGUGUGUGUGUGUGUGAGAGAGAAAGAGAGAGAGAGAGAGACUGAUGACCAUUUCCAAUCUAUUCGAUUUUUAAUUUCUCUGUUUUAUAUUUUUAUAAUAAACGUUGUGAAAAUGGC
Molecule: messenger RNA, 2276 nt
Organism: Carassius gibelio (silver crucian carp)
Lineage: Eukaryota; Metazoa; Chordata; Actinopteri; Cypriniformes; Cyprinidae
Product: metalloproteinase inhibitor 3
Exons: 5
Coding region: 67-708 (213 amino acids)
Biological process (GO): negative regulation of endopeptidase activity; negative regulation of membrane protein ectodomain proteolysis
Cellular component (GO): extracellular matrix
Molecular function (GO): metalloendopeptidase inhibitor activity; protease binding
Source: RefSeq, a predicted model, not a curated record